Haemonchus placei is the source of this 264-nucleotide messenger RNA. NCBI's taxonomy places the organism in Eukaryota, Metazoa, Nematoda, Chromadorea, Rhabditida, Trichostrongylidae. The record is from the annotation of a GenBank genome assembly.
AUGUCACAUUCAGCAAAUCUGUUCCGACCACAGCAGUCGUUAUUCAGCCGUCGCUACACCUACAUGAAGCUCAACGAAGCACCUAAAAAGAAGGUCAUCACAUCACCUAUGCUGGACGCGUCAACCGCUAGAGUGCCGCGUUCAAGUGACCCGAAUGAGACGGCAAUCAGAUCAAGUGCCUUGUUCCGUAUUUUCGUAAGCAGCCUACAGUUCAGUGACGAUGCGUUCAUUCGAUCGAAACUGCCUGAUAAAAUUGAAAUCUGA